Messenger RNA from Heterotrigona itama, 685 nucleotides. The record is from the annotation of a GenBank genome assembly. Lineage: Eukaryota; Metazoa; Arthropoda; Insecta; Hymenoptera; Apidae.
AUGAUUACACCGAUGCAACGAUUUCUAUACACUGACAUGAAUAUCGAAAUCCUACUGAACGUAUGAUAAGAGCUUCGUUUCAAACUCAUGCGCAUUAGUGCGAACAACUAGGCGACUGAUGAAGUUAACGACCUCCAUUAAUGGAACACAUCAAACUACAAAUGAUGCUUUCAGACGAUUCAAGAGUCUUACUGAAAAAGAAGCGAUUCUUUCAUCUGGUGCAACUAAUUUGCCAGAUAUCUUCAUUCUCUCUGGAAUUAAACCAAAAGAAAAAUUAAACAAACAUGGUAUUAAAAUAAUUAAUGAUUUACCAUGUAUUCAUGCACUGAAUUUUCACUUCUAUAAUAAUCCUGAUUUGUCGGUGGAAGGUGUAGAAGCAGCUUUAAAACUGUUUGAUAUAGAAUCGUUUGUGAAAAAUUAUUUUAGGUUGAUAGAUAAAUUUUUAUCUAUUUGUAGACAAUUUGAAUUUGGUGGGAAAUAUUUUCAGAAAUGUAUGAUGAUGAAGUAUACUUCGACUACUUAUCGUUGUUGGGACUUGUUCUUAGAGAAGAGAUUGAGAUUUUACGGAGUUGAUAAUUUGGGGAAUGUGGCUGUUUCGAUUAUACCGAAGAUUGUUAAAGGGAAUACAAAUGUGCUUACUACUACGAUCGCGAAGAAAGGUGAAAUGGUUGUUGAGUUUGGAUGA